Klebsormidium nitens is the source of this 1387-nucleotide messenger RNA. The record is from the annotation of a GenBank genome assembly. Lineage: Eukaryota; Viridiplantae; Streptophyta; Klebsormidiophyceae; Klebsormidiales; Klebsormidiaceae.
CAAAAAUUUGGUCCUUCGCAGGCCCACUCUCAGAGUCAGUGCGGCGCAAUCCCCUUGCAAUGGCCUUGGCAUUGCUGAUCAAAGGGGCAAUUGAAGCAGCUUUUUGGCUUCUUCUGCCCCCCUUGCCAGUGGCCUGAAAAGUCAAUUUCACAUCGCCAGUAGAGUGUCAUUUCACGAGGUUCCUCCUCAUACUGGUUCUGUGGGUUUUGCCAGCAGGCAUGCGUUCUUUAGGUCCCACGGGCAAUAAGUACUACUGGCUGUUCUUUCUGAGCUGCCACGCAACGGCAUUACGGCAUUACGCAAUGCUGAGCCAAUUCAGACCCAGCAACAAGAGAUCUACCGUAUGUAGUUCCUGCCAAGCUCAUACCUGCUAGCUGGCACUGAGGGCAUAAACGAGCUCCAGUUUGCGAAGCAUCAGCACAUAGUCUGGUUGUGCAAGCCGGUCGUUUGCAUCCGGCAGGAUUGAAUACUCCUCUAUCGGUUGUUUGCAGCCGCUUGAAAGAGUGGAAGCCAGCUCUUUCGAGGAGCCUAGUUCACUAUUCAAUCAAGCAAGUAACCUACAUUCCGUCACUAGAGAGCCUUCCGCAAGGACAUUCCUGGUGCCAUGGGGGCCAGUCCUGCUGAUGAUCUCCCCGUCAUCCACGUAAAGUCCAAGGCCGAGUGGGACAAGUUCCGCUUUGAGAGCGGUUCUGAGCUGUUCUUCGUCGACUUUUGGGCGACUUGGUGCAGCCCCUGCCGGGUGAUGUCCCCAGUGUUUGUACAGCUGGCGAAUCAGCACCCGAAAAUCAAGUUCCUCAAAGUGGACAUUGACGAAUUGCAGGAUGUCGCGUUGCAAGAAAACAUCAUGUCCGUGCCCACGUUCCGUGCUUACCAAGGCGGGAGAGCCGUCGACGAGUUCGUGGGGGCGAACAAGCAGCACCUGGAGGCCUUCGUAGUGGCACACGUACAGACGGUGACUGCGUGAAGUUUAAUGACAGGAUUGGUUAGGCUGAUCGCAAUCACGAGAAGCUACUUGAAGAAUAUGUGAGAAAGUGUGAACAUGCAUCAUGCAGUGCUUUGGAAAGAUGAAACAGACACCGCUCAGAAGGCCAGCUUAUUGAAUACAAGUCGAAUGAUUAUUUUAGGACUAGUGAUCGAAGAGUCGAGUAGGCCGUAAAAACUGCCAGACAGCUAGCUCGACUCGUCGAUACAGGACAUUGGAUAAUGAACCGGACCAAUCAGUGACUCAGUGGACGUACACAUACACAGAACAUCAUCUUAGGAUGUACGGACCCGACCGUAAAGUAUCCUGAAGGAAGUGCACUGCAUACUCGUAAUGAAGACGUGCAUCUAGACAGGCCGCGGGCCGGCACUUGCCAUGUGGCGUAUGCAGUUUUUUCAAGCCGUG